AGCACGCUGUCCGUGAGAUUGGGAUCAUGCUUGAGCAAGUGCGGCGGCGGCUUCAGUUGGUAUACAGGCAGUGAGAUCUCUAAUCGUAUGAUCGGCUGGCUUAUCCCCGUUCUUGUGCUUAUCGGUAACAUGCAUAUGCCACCUCUCAGCGGAAAAUACAAGGCCUUCAGCAUCCUACACUUCAUCGGCGACCCUAUUGACAGUAUACUAAGUCUCCAGCAUACCCUAGGCAUUCGCCACGCAGCACACGUAUGGGCUGGAAAAACUGUCACCGAGCACAGCUUAACGGGACGAGUAGCACCUCAAGACCUUGCUGCCGUCUUCUGGGCGUUUGACACAUUAAAUGCAGGAUCCAGCAACACGCCCAUCCGCAUCCUAGAGCCGUUACUACACCUACCGGAUUUCCCCUUCGCAGUCAAUGAGGCCGCAGCAGACAUACGGAAUACCACAGUGAAAGAAUCAGCGCGAACAUACCUAGCUAUCCUCAUAUACCUCAGCACCGUCGCCACAGCAUUUAUCAAAGCAUCGAGCAGUACAACACAAUUCGCGUCAAGACCAGGGAACCGGGUCGCCCUCGCAAUGCUCUACUGUUGGCUACUCCCUGCCAUCCUGCUCUCCACCUCCGCCGCCCGCUUCACGACGUCAGAUGCCUGCAUUCGAGCAAUCAAACGCUUCACCCGACAUCUCCGCCACCCCAAGUUCACAGACACCUCACUCUUACCGGCUCAGUUUCACUCGCACAUCACCACCAUGGCCAGAACAACCCACAGCGUCCAAGAUGCUUCACCCUGGUCCGGGGCUAUCUACGUCUACCGCCCCUGCAAGCCGUUCAUUUCCCAUCCCUUCCCCUACUACCCCUCCCCAGUCUCCAUGCUUCUGCUGUCCAUCAUCCCCAUCCUCAUCUCCAUGUGCGUGGCCAUAGCCAUCAGUUACAACACCCCCACCAUCGGCUUCGGGUGUCGGUCCAUCGCUGAAAUCUCCAUCAGUUGCAUGUGGCUCUUCUCCUUCCUUAUCACC
This is a messenger RNA of Lindgomyces ingoldianus, 1017 nucleotides long. RefSeq lists its product as uncharacterized. NCBI's taxonomy places the organism in Eukaryota, Fungi, Ascomycota, Dothideomycetes, Pleosporales, Lindgomycetaceae. The transcript has a single exon. The record is from RefSeq and is a predicted model, not a curated record. The annotation marks the transcript as partial.